Mycosarcoma maydis (corn smut) is the source of this 873-nucleotide messenger RNA. RefSeq lists its product as uncharacterized. The coding region runs from base 1 to 873 and encodes 290 amino acids. The record is from RefSeq and is a predicted model, not a curated record. NCBI's taxonomy places the organism in Eukaryota, Fungi, Basidiomycota, Ustilaginomycetes, Ustilaginales. The transcript has a single exon.
AUGUCCAAGAGGUCACGAUCCGACUCCGAGGCGAGCUCCUCCUCGUCGAGCACCGGCGGCUCGUCGGUUGAAGCUCAAACAGCGUCGGUAUCCACAGCAAAGCAUCCUGCUUCUCGCAAUCCUUCUAACAUUGGCUACCGUCCACCACGAGGCUUCGAACGUGUCUCGUUCUCAACGUCUUCGCCUUUCCUUGAAAAGAAGCUCUCCGAUUCGAAGCAGCAGCAGCUCUGGGCGGUACGCAUUCCCGCCGGCGUUUCACCAGCUCAGCUCGACGGAGUUGUUAUCGACCUUCCGCACGAGUCAUGCGACGUGCAAACUGCAUCUAAACCACUUGGAACCAUCUCGGUACCGACAUCUACUUGCACAGACGCUGCUACGUACAACUUUUACGCCUCGGUACCAUCAGCGCUCAAGGGCAAAUCCAAGAAGUCUCAAUCGAGCGCGGAUUCGCAACUCAUUUGUAUGGCCUUGGAAAGUGCAUCUGUUCAGAGUGAAGACGACAGGGUUGCAGCUGGCGUAGGAGCGGCAUCAGAGUUGAAGAGUUUGCACUUGCUCGUUCCUGCAGGUGAUGGGAAUGAGGUGGGAAAACUCGUCAUGGCACCUGUCAAGAUUUCGAGAUGCAUUCAUCUGUCGAUCGCUUCGCCAGCAGAAACGAGCAGGGCGCAAAAAGUAAAGGAGACGAGCAACACGUUUGAAGAGAAAAAGUUGCCGCGACAGCCUUGGCAUCUGCUAAAAGGAAACUUCCAGCCCGCCGGUAGCCGAAGCAACACAGCAUCCGAAUCAGCAAGCCAAGUCACGGAGCAGAAGAAAGAGACGAAACGCAAGGUCAAGUCCGAGGACGAUAACAAGUCGAAAAAGUCCAAGAAGGUUUGA